UCGCACUUUUUAAUAAGAAUGAACAUCGCUCAGACGAAAAUCGAAACAUUCACAGUUUAAGUAUAUAUUUUUUAAAUUAAAAAAAUUGAUGUUUUUACUUUUAAUGAAAAAUGUAAUAACAAGUGAACUCCUUAAGAAUGUACAUUCAAGUAAGAUUAAAUGCAAUUCUGUGUAAUACAAUUUAUACAUUCAAAAAAGCACUCAUAAAGUCGGAUUGCCAAUAUUUCGAACAUUGUCAGUAAUCACUUAUCCUACUUAAAAAAAAAAAGUUUUUGUUUCUGCCGUAUUUGUGGCAGGUUCCAGACAAAUUCGAGAACGCGCACCGCAUUUGAAUUUACCGCGGCUGCGUUCGUUGUCUCGUGGACGGAGUGGGAGCGACGAGGCGACCCGCGAUUGGCUCGCGUCGUCCCCUCUAACCCGGUCGGCGCAGUUGCGUCACUGGAGUUCGGUCCGUUCCGCGAAUCCGUUUCCGCUCUUCUCGUCACUCCGCGACUAUCCGCGAGCGAGCGGGUCUCGAGGGCGUGCGACUGUUGGCUUCACGUAUCCCGCUCGUGCCUGCUGGGCGGCCUCCUGCUGCUGGUCUGCGCACGUCGCGUCACAGAUUUCAUGUGUUGACAUCGGGAAAGCGAAUCGGUUUACGUCUACGGCUUUCUCAAUCCGCGUUAAGUGAACGGGCGACCAUCGCGAUGUCGGCGAUCUUCGACAUCGAGCUGCAGGACGCAGGGCUGCCGCACAGGGACGAGUCGGAGGACGACGACGUCAUCGAGAUCGACGCGGAGGAAUGCGUCGCGCUGAACGUGAAUGAGAUCGUAAACUCGUCGGACGUCGUGGAGACGGUGCAGAUAUCCGAGCAGAAUGUCAAUCACACGCGCGAGAAGGUCGGCCCGCAGGACUUCGAGCUGUGCAAAGUUAUCGGCAAAGGCGGCUAUGGCAAGGUGUUCCAAGUGCGCAAAAUAACGGGAAACGACAGCGGCACGAUCUUCGCGAUGAAGGUAUUGCGCAAGGCUUUAAUCGUGCGGAAUCAGAAGGAUACAGCUCAUACUAGAGCUGAAAGAAACAUCUUGGAGUCCAUAAAGCAUCCUUUUAUCGUUGAUCUCAAAUACGCUUUCCAAACUGGUCAUAAAUUAUAUCUAAUAUUGGAAUAUAUGUGUGGCGGUGAGUUGUUUGGGCACUUAAAUAACGAAGGAAUUUUUCUGGAAGAUACUGCACGUUUUUAUUUAUGCGAAAUUAUAUUAGCCCUACAACAUCUCCACUUGCAAGGAAUCAUAUACAGAGAUUUGAAGCCAGAAAAUGUUCUAUUGGAUGUGAACGGACAUAUUAAACUAACUGAUUUUGGAUUGUGUAAAGAGCAUAUACAGGAAGGUGCUCUUACACAUACUUUUUGCGGGACUAUUGAAUAUAUGGCACCUGAGAUUUUAACAAGAAGUGGACAUGGGAAAGCAGUAGACUGGUGGAGUUUGGGAACUUUAGCGUAUGAUAUGCUUACGGGAGCUCCACCAUUUACUUCAAGCACUAGAAAGAGAACUAUUGACAAGAUUCUACGUAGUAAAUUAGUUUUCCCGCAAUAUUUAACGCCCGAUGCUAAAGAUCUUAUUAGGAAAUUGUUGAAGAGGCAAGCUGUGCAAAGAUUGGGAUCUGCUUCGUCGGAUGGUGAAGAUGUAAAAACACACAAAUUCUUUAAACAUAUCAAUUGGCAGGAGGUUUUAUCUCGACAGUUAAAACCUCCUUUUAAACCAAACUUGUCUAGCGCGGAAGAUGUAUCACAAUUUGAUAAGAAAUUUACUACCACAGCGCCAAUAGAUUCUCCAGUCGAUUAUACUUUGAGCGAAUCAGCUGAUGGACUGUUUCAGGGAUUUACAUACGUAGCACCAAGCAUAUUGGAAGAUGUGUUUCUUCAACAAUCUAAGUAUCAUCUAAGUACUAUGUCACCACCACGAGUAAUAAAAGCUAGAAGUCCUCGCAAAGCAACUCGUGGUUUUUCACCUCGGACGACGCAUUUUCAUUUCCACAACUUACCAAAUCACACGUACAAUGUAGGCCAUACCAACGUGGAAGAUGCAGAAAUGAUUGAAAUAGGCUAACCAUUACUGUUAAACUAGUAGAUAGCAUUUUUGCCCAAUUGCUGGAUAUUCAUAAUCCUCAGGGAGGGGUUUUAUAAUUUAGAGGGUGUAGUUAGGGAAUGGAUGCAGUGUCCAUUAUUACAUUGGAUAUCCAGCAGUUACAUUUAGCAAAUUUUUUUUAUAUCCCUAUAUCGCGUAUGAAAAUAUCAAUAGAUUAUGAUUUGACAGCGACGCAGCAGGUAUUUGGUAGCGUGUAGAAUAGUUGCAAUUUAAACUAGAUUUAACGAUAAUCCGCAAGAAAGUACAUUUCUCAACUAGUUAUUACAGAUUAUUUUAAUUAGAUUUAUUGAAAGAAUAUAUAUUUUUCAUUGAAUUUAUGGAUCAAUUUUUAUAAAUAUCUGAAUCUUUAUUAACGCAGCAAUCAUGUUAUUAUAUAUUUAUAUGACAAGAUCGUAAUUUUUACUGUAGUGUAGCUAAAGAUAAGCUUUUAAAAUUCUUGGAAUAUUCGAAUAUAAUGCUUGAUUCCAAUAAUUCAUUAAAUUUCAGAAGAUCCCUAUACGU
Messenger RNA from Monomorium pharaonis (pharaoh ant), 2621 nucleotides. RefSeq names its product ribosomal protein S6 kinase beta-1. Bases 687 to 2081 code for a protein of 464 amino acids. Gene Ontology annotation, biological process: protein phosphorylation; signal transduction. The record is from RefSeq and is a predicted model, not a curated record. Gene Ontology annotation, molecular function: protein serine/threonine kinase activity; ATP binding. The transcript has 12 exons. NCBI's taxonomy places the organism in Eukaryota, Metazoa, Arthropoda, Insecta, Hymenoptera, Formicidae.